Molecule: messenger RNA, 150 nt
Organism: Colletotrichum abscissum
Lineage: Eukaryota; Fungi; Ascomycota; Sordariomycetes; Glomerellales; Glomerellaceae
Exons: 1
Source: RefSeq, a predicted model, not a curated record
CUUACUAAAUUUAUAUACUUUAUUUUGUAUAAAGAAUUAAAUAUUAUAAAAGACUUAGUAUAUAUAUUUAUUAAGACUAUAUUCUCGAACUACGGUUUAUUAAAAAAAAUUAUUCUAAAUAGAAAUAAGUUAUUUACUUUAAAGUUUUAA